UUUCAGCUGCCCCCCCCCCACCCCUAUUCAUACUCCUACCCUACCUCAACCUCCUCCUCUGGUCUUGACACCAACACUGCUGCUACCCACACCCCUAGCCCUCUGGAAGAUCUGCCAUCUGAGUGUAGGGUCUGUCUCUCCACCCAGGAUUGCAACAAAAACCUGUCAUGCCUCUGGGAAAACCUGCCCCGUUAAACAAGCGGAAAAAGCUCUCCAAGAUCAUAACUGACCUAUCGCAUAUCAACCAGGAUGAGUAUGACUCAGAGCCAGAGGCAUCUGAAUUUGACCUGGGAACAAAGAUCAGGACUCCCAAAGACAUUAUGCUGGAGGAGCUUUCCCUGCAGAACAACAAAGGCUCCAAGAUGUUUAGGAUGAGGCAGAAGAGAGUGGAUAGGUUCAUCUACGAGAACAACCCCGAUGUCUUCAGCAGUGAGUCUAUGGACAACCUCCAGAAGUUUGUUCCCUCUCUGGGGGCUCAGAUGGGAGGUGAUAUCAUAAAUGUUGGUGGGCAUUUUGUUAGCAAACAGCUGCAUUUUGGAGGGAUCCUUCCCGGAGGGGCCCCUGUGCCUCCUCCGAAACCUGGAAGCAAAGGUCCAGGAGCAGGAGGGGCAGGAGGAGCAGAAGGGGCAGAAGGACUGGGUGGGGGUGACCAUGGGAAAGAUGAAAAAGGAGAAAGAGCUAGUGGGUGGUCUCCACUAAAAGGAGGUGGGGGGGAUUAUGUAUCUAAGCAUCUUCAUUUGAAGACAUACGUGUCACCAUGGGAAAAGGCCAUGAAGGGUGAUGAAACUCUGCUUGCCACUAUGAGAGCUGGAAUGCCUGGUCCCACUGAAAAAAAGGAUUUGCGCAAGUACAAAUGCUUCAACAGGUCUGCCAUGCCCUUCGGCGGCUUUGAGAAGGCCAACCAGUUCAUGAAAUUCCAGUUGCCCGAAACUAAAGACAAAGAGGAGCCUGAACCCACAGUUGUGUACCAACACGACAUCGCCUGCCGGCCCUCCUUCAACCGCACUCCUAUUGGCUGGGUGGGCAGCAGCGAGCCCGGCACUAUUAAUAUGGAGAUUGAUAGUGUGGCCUUUGAUGGAGAGACUGACGAGCUGUGAAAAAAAUAUUCAUAUUGUUAUUACACUUAUUGUGCACAUGCACACAUGCAAGCAUGAAUGCAUGCAUAUAUGUUAUCAUGCACACAUACACACACACACACUCACUUAUGAGCUUACAUUUAACUUAUAUUGAUGAAUUUGAAUCUCAGUGUGGUUAUUUGAAAGCGUACAUGAAAUGCGAUCAUGUUCUCCUUUUGCUCUGUAUCUGGUUGUAAGGCAAAGAAUCAAGCUAUAGAUGUUGUCGGCAGAAUGAAACACCAAAUGUUUAUUGAUGAAUUCUUAAGUGGAGUCUAAACACUCAAUAUGUCAGAAAAGUUUUUAUUCUUGGUGAAGAGUUGCAGAUUUUGUCAAUGAAGAAAGAAUUAAUCGAAGUGUGAUGGAUACAUUUAUGCAUGUUACUGUUGUGCACACUGUUUUGAUUUUCUUACCAUAUUUGUUAUUUCCCAUUGCCAUUUCUGUUAUUUUGUUGAGCUGUGAAAACCCAACACACCUGUCUUGUUCAUAGUGCAUGCAUAUAGUUAGUUGCUGAUCAAUUAACCUACUAACUAUAACAACGCAGUUUCUCCACAUUAAAACCUAGAAUGAUUCAAAUGUCAAGGGAAAUCA
Messenger RNA from Etheostoma spectabile (orangethroat darter), 1703 nucleotides. RefSeq names its product myozenin 1a (gene myoz1a). Lineage: Eukaryota; Metazoa; Chordata; Actinopteri; Perciformes; Percidae. Gene Ontology annotation, molecular function: actin binding; telethonin binding; FATZ binding. The record is from RefSeq and is a predicted model, not a curated record. Gene Ontology annotation, cellular component: Z disc; actin cytoskeleton. The coding region runs from base 168 to 1097 and encodes 309 amino acids. The transcript has 7 exons.